This is a messenger RNA of Closterium sp. NIES-65, 1668 nucleotides long. Lineage: Eukaryota; Viridiplantae; Streptophyta; Zygnematophyceae; Desmidiales; Closteriaceae. The record is from the annotation of a GenBank genome assembly.
AUGUCCACCAAUCACCAGAGGCACCACAGCACCAACGACACGUCAUCCCCUGCUCCUGGCGGCAAGUUCCGGCCUAGCCGUAGCAGCAGCAGCGGAAGUUUACCCGCAAAUGCCGCCGCAUCUGGCGGGCGCUUCAAUCACAUUGGCACCGCCAGCGAGAAUUCAUGGAUCAGAAAGGCCGUAAGCGGCGGCAACAGUGACGGCGGCGGCGGCGGUGGCGGCAGUGGCGGGGGUAGCGGCGGGUGGGGUCCUUCGAACAGGGGCAAGCAGGCAGCGACUGGCCGUGGGAGCGACGCGUGGGGAAACAACGACGCGAGGAGCAGCGGCGGCGGCAGCAGCAGCGGCGUUGGCGGCGGCGAUUGGAAGACGCGUGGCGACGCGAGGGGAAGCAACCGCGCAGAGGAGGGAUGGGGGGUGCGCGGGGGAAGCGGCGGAAGAGGGGGAGGCGGGGGAUGGGGGGGAGGCGGCGGGAGGGCGUCGAGAUGGGGGGAAGCAACUUCGUACAGUGGGCGGAGUGAUAAUGGCGGGGGAAGAGGGGCCAAUGCAGCUGGUUACAGUAACCCCACACCUGCUGGCAAAUUGGCGCCAGGUCAUUCCCUCAGACUCGCCAACACUUUCGCGGAUCUCGUCUGCAUGGUAACAGACGACAUUGCUUCGGAUGUUACUGCAGCUCUCGGGGAGGUUUGGGACCACGUGGUGGUUGUGCCGAGGCUGGAGGCUCGGCAGGGGGUUCGGCAGCGGCGGCAGGGUAAGGGUAGUGAUGAGGAGGGGCGACAGCAGCUGCUGGCGGACGAUGACGUGAGGCGAGCCGUGGAGGGGCUGUUCCAUACGAUGAGAGGCUGCACGCUCCUUCUCGCCCCAAGCCGCCGUCUAUUCGACGAUCUGCAGUGGUGCUCGCGGCACCACCCCAUCGGCCACUGGGAUGCCAUGGCCGGCCCUGAUGAGUAUUUCAACUCCUCUCCACACCUCCCUCCUUGUACUAUCUUCUCAUCCCCUCCCUCCCUCCCAGGCUGCACACUCCUUCUCGCCCCAAGCCGCCGUCUAUUCGACGAUCUGCAGUGGUGUGCGAGGCACCACCCCAUCGGCCACUGGGAUGCCAUGGCUGGGCCCGACGAAUACUUCAUCUCCAAAUUCUUCCUCGACCGAGGGGUGCCGUGGACGCAUGUUCACAUGCGUGAGGGCCUCUUCACAUGUGCAGCCAUGGUGGGCCCCGAUGAGUAUUUCAUCUCCAAGUUCUUUCUAGAUAGAGGCGUGCCGUGGUCGCUCAUGCACAUGCGGUUCGGAGCCAUAUCAUGGGUGGUGGAUGAGGCAUUAAAAGGCCAGGUGCCCCCCGUGUUCGGAGCCAUAUCAUGGGUGGUGGACGAGGCAUUGCAGGGCCAGGCCCCUCCCGUGUUCAUCCAUUACGUCAGUGAGAAGCCCUGGGUCGCCCCUGCUGGCCCCUCCACCGCCCCUGCUGGCCCCACUUCUACAGUGAAAACGUCUACACCUGCUGUGACUUCUACAGUGACUAAUUGGUCGGAUUUCUUAGUGUGGGACUCUAUAGCGGAGCAGGUGGUGGGGCUGCUGCAUGCAGCAGGGGAGGAGGAGGCAGGAGCUGCCAGCAGGCUGUUUGCGGGGUGGGACGCAAGGAGGAAGCUUCCUGUUGUGUUCCCAGAAAAGCAGGGUUGA